Messenger RNA from Entrophospora sp. SA101, 399 nucleotides. NCBI's taxonomy places the organism in Eukaryota, Fungi, Glomeromycota, Glomeromycetes, Entrophosporales, Entrophosporaceae. The record is from the annotation of a GenBank genome assembly.
AUGCCUAAUAUUUGUUGUAGUUGUAAGGAGCCAUCGUCGCCAUUAUAUACAGACUGUAUUGUUACACACUCCUUUAUGGUAGUAGGGAUGAGAUUUCGCGGUGGUCAUAAGUUUAAGAAAUCAGAUACCAUCACUCUUGAACCGGAGCCUUCUAAUACGUAUGAUAAGAAUGCGAUAAAAAUUAUGGUAGAUGGUACCCAUAAAGCCUAUGUGGCAAAGGACGAGAAUGUAAGUAUAGGAGAUUUGAUGAAAAAAUACCCGAAUUAUCGGAUUACUGCUCAUGGGAAAAAGAACUAUAAUAAAUCAGCAUCUUUAAACCUUGAAUAUCCUUGGAUGGUUUGUGAGAGAUGUCGCGAUACGCUACAAGCAUCAAGGGACUAUGACUAUAGUUAUUGGUGA